CGGAAAGAAUCUCUCACACGCUAAAGGACAAACCGACGACGGCGACUUUCCCUAUGAUCUGAGUUUCUGAACCAAUGGUCUUCCCUGAAUUUCACGGGAAUCUCUGAUCGUUUUCCGGGAAAAUUAAUUAUAUCUUCUCUCUCCCCUACAUUGUUUACCAGAGCUAGAGCUGCUACGUGGCAGCUCGCCGGAAUCUCAAACUUCCAUUGUCGGAGAAGAAGCAAGUUUGGAGAUUGAUCCUUCGUUUUACAAAACAGAUCGAAACUCUUUUAACGUUUCUACUGCUACUCGUUCUUCAGCUAGACUCUGUUUCGGAUCUCUGUUUCGGGCGUAAUGGAUCCGACUUCUCGACCCGCUGUUGUCAUCGACAAUGGAACCGGGUAUACAAAGAUGGGCUUUACGGGUAAUGUAGAACCAUGUUUCAUUCUCCCAACGGUAGUUGCAUCGAACGAGUCUUUCUUGAGCCAGCCCAAGAGUUCUUUAAAGGGCUCUUGGGCAGCUCAGCACAACGCUGGAGUUGCUGCUGAUAUGGACUUCUUUAUCGGAGACGAAGCUCUCACGAAGUCACGGUCCAGUAGUACUUACAAUCUUCGUUAUCCGAUCGAGCAUGGUCAAGUUGAGGAUUGGGAUGCUAUGGAAAGGUAUUGGCAGCAGUGUGUGUUCAACUAUCUGAGGUGUGAUCCAGAGGAUCACUACUUUCUUCUCACCGAAAGCCCUCUCACUCCUCCUGAGAGCCGAGAGUACACUGGGGAGAUUCUGUUCGAGACUUUUAAUGUUCCUGGGCUUUACAUUGCUGUUAACUCGGUGCUGGCACUUGCAGCUGGGUACACAACAUCAAAGUGUGAGAUGACAGGGGUUGUAGUUGAUGUUGGAGAUGGGGCGACUCGUGUUGUGCCUGUUGCGGAAGGUUAUGUUAUUGGGAGCUGUAUUAGAACAAUUCCAAUUGCGGGCAAAGAUGUCUCCCUCUUUAUCCAGCAACUCAUGCGUGAAAGAGGUGAGAAUAUACCACCAGAAGAUUCAUUCGAUGUUGCCCGUAAAGUGAAGGAAAUGUACUGCUACACUUGCUCAGACAUUGUUAAGGAGUUUAACAAACACGACAAAGAACCAGGAAAGUAUAUUAAACAAUGGAAAGGUGUUAAGCCAAAGACUGGUGCACCAUACACUUGUGACGUUGGAUACGAACGAUUCCUUGGACCUGAGGUCUUCUUUAAUCCAGAGAUAUACAGCAAUGAUUUUACAACUUCUUUACCGGCUGUAAUAGACAAAUGUAUCCAGUCUGCACCAAUUGACACACGACGAGCUUUAUAUAAGAACAUAGUAUUGUCCGGAGGCUCAACUAUGUUCAAAGAUUUCGGAAGAAGGUUACAAAGGGAUCUCAAAAAGAUUGUUGAUGCCCGUGUUCUUGCUAAUAACGCACGUACCGGUGGUGAAAUCACGUCUCAACCAGUGGAGGUUAAUGUGGUGAGCCACCCUGUCCAAAAGUUUGCUGUUUGGUUUGGAGGCUCUGUGCUUUCAUCAACUCCUGAGUUUUUCGCGAGCUGCAGAACGAAAGAGGAGUAUGAGGAAUGUGGAGCAAGCAUAUGCCGUACUAAUCCGGUGUUCAAAGGGAUGUAUUAAAGACAAAUAGAAGCUGGUUCGUUAAAUAAUUCACCAGCAUAUGUGAAUGUUUGUCUGAAUGAAACACUCCAUUUUAGAUACUUGUAACUCAAGCUAUUUGGCUCUUUAGGUUUCAUUGAGUUUCUCAAUCAAUGCAAGCUAGGCUUUAUGUAGUAGAAGAAAUCAUAUUAUUUUCAGACAAAGCAAAAAAACAAAACAAAAAAAAGGCAACAACUUGAUAAGGCUGCUCAUGGGACUUGGUGACAGAAAGGGGAUAAGAUCAGAGGUAGAAGGAUUAGACCUUGUUUGAAUUACAGACCAGACUUGGCUAAAUAAGAGUACUAAAUGGAGUUAAAACACAACGCAAUAAAGCCCAUUAAUUAAUUAUUCGAAGCCCGGGCCCAAUAAGCUUAUCACUAACACGGAGGAGAAAUCUAUUAUCGCAUCGGAUAAGAAAGAAGCACGUCACGUGUUCUCUCUCUCAACGAAGACGACUCUAUCUCCGAUCUCAAAACCAAUACUUUCAUUGAAUUUCCCCGGAGAAGCUCAGAUCCUCGCCGGCAAACAAUUCUCGGAUCCUUAUCGGAAUCUCAGCCUCCGUAGACGGAAGAGACCCAGCUGCAAAGAGUCAAAGUAAGCAAGCUUAGGUUUGUUUUUUUUUUUUUCGAUUCUCGAAUCUCGAGGCUUUCUAGGGUUUUCAUCAAUGUUAUCUCGUUGAAAAAAAAAUUGUAACUUUCAUCCCAGAUCUGUUGAUUUCUUCUUCGAUUUUGUAAGAACCGUAUGUGUAGUAGGCUCUCCUUUUCCUUGUAAAUCAAACCAUGUAUGUAAUUUGAUCUAUAAUUGUAUAUACUAAUCUUGUAAGAUCUAAUCUUUUAAUGAAGAGAAGAUAUGUUGAUGAGCUUA
This is a messenger RNA of Brassica napus (rape), 2499 nucleotides long. RefSeq names its product actin-related protein 3. The transcript is spliced from 9 exons. Bases 334 to 1617 code for a protein of 427 amino acids. Gene Ontology annotation, biological process: Arp2/3 complex-mediated actin nucleation. The record is from RefSeq and is a predicted model, not a curated record. Lineage: Eukaryota; Viridiplantae; Streptophyta; Magnoliopsida; Brassicales; Brassicaceae. Gene Ontology annotation, cellular component: Arp2/3 protein complex; actin cortical patch. Gene Ontology annotation, molecular function: actin filament binding.